ACGAGCCUUCCUCCGGCCGCCUCUCCCGGCAGGCAGCGCACGACGCGUCAAAAGUUCGCGUACGAGCAGUGGCCGCAGCCCCGCAGCCCCGGCAGGAGGUCGCGAGCCAACGAAGCAGCCGCUCCUCCUGCACGCCACCGACGCGACGCGGCGCUCGCUCGGGAGCCGGAUGGAGGUCCCAGGGAGGAGAGGCUAGCCCAAGUCCCGAAGCGGGCACGCCGCAACGAUGGCGAAGAAGCCCAAGUCCCCCAAGCCCGCCGACCCGAUCCUCAACAAGCGCAAGGUCGGCCCGGCGCCCACCGUCAUCUCGGCGAACCUCAAGACGAUGAAGCGGUCGAACAAGGAGCUGGCGGCGCAGCGCGAGGCGCGCAUGCGCAACGCCGCCGAGCGCGCCGCGCCCAAGGAGAAGAAGGAGCGGUUAGCUGUGAGGGGCGAGGCGACGCGCAACGCGCAAGCCGGUAAAUCCAGCAGUGAUACUCCCAUGAAGGACAGCGGCGCGAAGGAGAAAUCCGCGCUCGCUGUGGUCCUGGCGAAGUGCUUCAAGAGCCUCGCGCGACCGACGGUCAAGCUGCAGCACCCGCAAGCCAUCAAGAUGACCGAAGCGUUGGGACUGGGCCAGCGACAUUUGCGGAUCAUGAGGGACCAGUUCGAUGAUAUAGAUGUGGACGGUUCCGGCAAUAUUGAUGCGGUGGAGCUCUUCGAGGCCAUGGGCGAGGUCAGGUCCAAGAUCACGGAAGAGCUGUUCGCGAUGAUGGACAUGGACGGGAAUGCGAGGUUGGACUUUGACGAGUACGUCGCCGUGGCGCUGUCGUACUGCAUGUAUACCAAAGAUGAUAUAUUGAAAUUUUGUUUCGAUCUCUUCGAUCUGGAUUCAGGAGGUACGAUCGACGAGAAGGAGUUCACGGAGAUGUGCGUCGCCGUUUCCGCGGGCGACCCCUUGUUCUCGGGGAAUUUUCGGAUGGCUCUGGAGAAUUUUGAUACGAACGACGAUGGUCUUAUUGAUUUUGACGAGUUCCGGAACUUGAAUGAUCGGUACCCGAUGAUCCUGCAUCCGGCCUUUCGCAUGCAGGACAAGCUCCAAAAGUAUACGUUAGGAGAAGAAGAAUGGGUCAAGGUCAUGGAGAACAUUAAUUACUGGCAAAAAAUAAAAGAGUACACGGACAAGGAGGGCGAGGCGCCUCCCUCAUCACGGUGGGAGCGGUUCCGGGAGAAGUAUCUGCGGAAGUGCUUCGGCCACCCGCCCGUGGACCUCGAGUACAUCGCCUCCCAAUCGAAGAUGGAGCAGGCUAAACGAGCAGCGGCCGAGGAGGCGCGGCUCAAGGCCGGGGGCUAAGUUAACUUUAGUAA
Messenger RNA from Pelagomonas calceolata, 1347 nucleotides. Lineage: Eukaryota; Pelagophyceae; Pelagomonadales; Pelagomonadaceae. The record is from the annotation of a GenBank genome assembly.